Messenger RNA from Linum trigynum, 2530 nucleotides. The record is from the annotation of a GenBank genome assembly. NCBI's taxonomy places the organism in Eukaryota, Viridiplantae, Streptophyta, Magnoliopsida, Malpighiales, Linaceae.
GCGAAAGCAAGUAUUAAACUUUUAAGGCGUAGAGAUUUUGACUAACGUUUUGAUAACUUAGAAAUAUAAUAGAGUAAACUUUUAAGUUUUAAAGCGCGGUCUUCACUGCUUUGCUCGAGAGAUAUGGAGAAAAGUAGGAACUCGCUGAUGCUGCGGUGGUCGGUGUUGCCGCUGCUGUGGUUUCUCCUGCCGGGAUUCACCGUCGCCAACAAUCUCCACACUUUGUCCUGCAGCCCCGACAUGUACUUCAAGGGCGACCGCGACCUCAAGGCAGGAAUUACGGCAGUGCUUCAGAAUCUGGUUCAGAACACGGCGGCUUCCAAUCCCCUGCCGACGAAGUUCCAAUACCCUGCCGACGAUCCUCACGUCUACGGCGCUGCCUUCUGCCGGUGGCCGGAUGAACCAGAGGCCUGCGGGCAGUGUCUCAGGAUGGCGAGAAAGAUUGUUCUUCAUGGAUGUUACCACCGCGCCGGCGCUGAAUUCCACAACAAGCUUUGUUACUUGAGAUUUGAGUUCUACAACUUCAUGGAUGUUACAAUUUAAGGACUGAAUUUACCUGCAGCAACGUGAUCUAGCAGCACUGUUCUCUGUUUUUUUCCAUUGCUGUACUUUGGGAAUUAGUGCACUAUGCUUAUGUAACCAUUUGCUAUUGUGGUUAAUAAGAAGAAAAAAAUGUGGUGACCCAAAUAAAGUUUUACCUUUGAAAUGGUGAAUACAAGUUUGAUUUCAAAAUUUUGUCAAAAUUUUUAGUCAAAAUUCAGGGAACGUAAUGAACUCAUUUUGCCACAGAUCAUCUCUUAUCACAACGUAAAUCACGCUUAAUACGUCCCUGGGGAUGUAUGUGAUCAAAGUCACGCAGCUAACGACUCAAUCGAAGAAUCGAUUGAGCUCGAAUCAAGAACGAAGCGUUCUUAAUACGAACUUGGAUAAAACGGAACCAAAAGUGUAAUUCCACACCUGGGGGAAAGGCUCGAUUGGUAUAAUGAUAGAUGCCCGGCCACGAUCAACGCGUUCUUGAUCGAAACUAGAGCUCAACGAGCUUGGAAUCCACCAAAGCUCACACAAGUACGCAAACUUGCAAAAACCCAAAGGUUUCGAUUUCUAUUCAACAAAGUCUGAGUUUACAACGUAAAAGAAGCUUUAAAUAAACCUAAGCUACGUCUAACAACUAAAAAGGAAGUCUAAACACAAUCUAACUCGAAAAGGAAUCAAAUCUAACAAUCAUAGUUGAAUAAGGAAAGAAGAUCCUGUUUUACAAAGGCGGAAAUUCUGUUAUUUCGUACUAACUUCGCGCCUUUUGUUCGAGGCCUUCCAGAACUCCAAUAUUUCAUCUCAUUCCUUCCCUUGGUAGAUAAACAUACCUAGUUUCAUUUUGUGCAAGCCUUUGGACUUGAAUAAGAUCCAUACUCCUCGAAUUAAGCUCCAAAGCAGGCUUCACAAAACAGUUUUCUGCCUUGGUCAUUUUCUGGCAGUUUUUCAGUUUUGAGGUAGCAACUUUGAGGCCUUUGAAAACAACCUUAAUGACAUCUUCUGGAACCAUAAAGCAUACCAUUGGAAAGAUGGUAACUUGAUCUGAAAAACAACCCCUUAAAACUGAAUUUCCACCAAGUCAAUUGCGAGAACCAUGCCUCCAAAGUAUGUACCUUGACACUGUUCCAACACUUAACCAAAUUCUGCCCUUCUUCUUCCCAACUUUGAUAGCUUCUUCGGCAAGUAAUAAAAACAUGUCGAGUUGGCCAUUUGGGAUCAUAUCAACGCUCAUGCAAAACUUCAUGAAAAAUACCUAGGAUGGAGGCAGUGGCGUAGCCAGGAUUUCAUUCAAGGGUGUGCAUGAAAAUAAUUUUUGAACAAUAACUCAUGAUGCGAUCGCUUGUUUGAUAUAAUAAAAUUAUUUUAAAACUACAUAAUUGUCCAAACUAUGAAGAUUUGCUCUUAAUAUUAUCCCAACAAAUAAUCAUUCACAAAUUUUUCAAUUAAGUCGAAGGCUGGUCAAUCGUUUCAUUACAGAAAACUUUAUAUCGAUAUGUAUUUUUUUGUUGUUGAUAAUAUCAACAUCUAUAUUGACAAAAGGUAGUAGCAAACUAAACCAAGUUUCACAAGCAAAUAUAUUGAUGAGAACCAAUUUUCUCUUCCGACUAUCGUUAUCAUGAAAGGUUCAAUGAUUUCCUCUAAUAAUUUGCAUCCUCUUAUUCAUUUUAAUAAACUAGACUAUAUUAAUAUAGAAAUUCGUAGGUAGAAUUAAUUUAUAUAAUUGAUUGUGAUUGAAUUGUAAAAAUUUAACAAUUGAUACUAGAUUUGGGUUCAAAUUUCAUUAUGAGUAAUAUUUACUCAACUAAGAUUUGCAAGUGUUCCCCUAAAUCAAGGGUGUGCCAUGACACCCCUUCCAACCUUGUAGCUCCGCCCCUGGAUGGAGGUAGUAUGUGAAAAGUUGGAUUAAGGUUGGUUCUGGUGUGAGAAAUUAUGGGAAGACGGAUGGGUCUCGGAUAUGGUUGAUGUAUCUAUCCUCCAUUAAUAUAUGGAAGAAUUUUGU